Molecule: messenger RNA, 5184 nt
Organism: Helicoverpa zea (corn earworm)
Lineage: Eukaryota; Metazoa; Arthropoda; Insecta; Lepidoptera; Noctuidae
Exons: 4
Coding region: 336-2966 (876 amino acids)
Cellular component (GO): nucleus
Molecular function (GO): zinc ion binding
Source: RefSeq, a predicted model, not a curated record
GUGUUCUAUCUACAAAACUAGUUAGUUGAGUAAAGGUACCCAUGAUGUGACUUUCAUUUGCUUUCGUUCAUGUAAAACUGUUUUGUGUUAUUAUUUAAAUGUACCGUUUUUAAAGUAACAGCAGUGGAUUGUUUGUUUUGUAUUUGCAACUUUUAAAACCGUGUGUUAAUAAUAAUUUUUGAAUGGUAGAAUUUAUAUGGACCGCCAGCCUAGCCUAGUUGCUUAAACGUACACAGCAGAAAGGUGUAAUGAAACAUUCUUAUAAAACGGCAUGAAUUAAAUAUUUGGCAAUAAUUGCAAUUGCACAAGAAUUGAGAGAAGGGGACACUUUAGGGAUGGAUGCAAUAGAAGUUGAUCCAAAGCUGUUUGUCACUUGUCGGCUAUGUCUUGAAGAUCUAGGACAAUUCCAGAUAGUACCCAGUGUGCAACAGCAGAUCAAGUAUUGCUUUGGCAUAGAGGUUGAGCCAUUUGAUGGACUCCCACAACUAAUAUGUAUAAAAUGUAAGGAAAUAUUAAAAAACUUCCAUGCAAUAAAAAACUUAUUUUGUGAGAAGCAAGCAAACUUGAUAAAGAAGGUGUUGAAAAAGGAAGAAAUCACGAUUGGCGUUCAGUCCCAACAAGACACUGUCAGUUCAAGUCAAGCUCCUGGACAUGCCAAUGAUUCUACAAAGAAAAAACCAAAAAGGAAAAGAACACUAUCUUCAUCUAGUGAUGAAGAAUCUGAGAAAUUAUCCCAUACUACAAAAUCAAAGAAAAAGAAGCAUGUGUUACCACAUAAAACUAAAAUUCCAAUGCCAUGGAAGAUGGACUACAAAAAGUGGGUAAUGUGUAAGUUAUGUAAUACUUCUUGGCCAAGUAGCCAAUCUAUGUCAAGUCACAUGCGUUGUCAUACUCUUCUAAAGGAAAAGUAUAGAAACAUUUUCAACAGACAAUGUACUGUGAAAAUGAAAAAAAUUGACAAUCAACUCAAUUUAACUGGGCUGGCUAACAUGGUCGUUUAUAACAGCAACAGGAUUAUAGAACCUGGUAGUCCAUACUCUUAUGUAAUUUAUUCAAAGGGUGAUCCAGAUGUUAACAAUUUCAGUAAUGAAUUUGAACCAAUCAUAAAAGACUGUGUAGAGAGUAAAGAAUCUUCAGAUGAUGAUGAAAUUAUAGUAAAUCCAGCAUCCAGAAAAAGGCGUUUUAUAUCUAGAAGUUCCAUUGACACUGUUGUUAUAGAAAGUAACAGCAACAGAGUGUUAUCUGAUUGUGAAGAUGAUUCUCGAGCAUCAACUCCAAAUGAUAAUGAAGGGCCAUCAUGCAAUGAUCAGUGCAUAAGUAUUGACGACUCAUCUGAUAAUGAGUCUGAUAGCAACUUAGACAACAGCAAAAACUCUAAACAACCAAUGGAAGCUAAACUAAGCGAUUAUAAAAUUGUACAAGGUAUUAUAUCCAUGUGUGUUAAUUCGUAUCACAAGAAAAACGAAUCGGCUAAUGUUGAUAUGUUACAUACAAAUGGAAGCUACAACAAAAAAAAUGAAACUCAAACAAAUAUAGAAUCUCAACUCAAACAUAAAGUGUUAAGUAUUGGAAGAAAGAUUAUAAAUAAACAGGGUUUCAAUUGUACUGGUCUCCUCAGGUAUUUGGAACACAAAAACCUUGAAAUUGUAUGGAUAGCGAAACCACAGUCAUCAUCCUCUAAAGACACAAAUUACAUUCGCAUAUUGACAAAACUACGUGAUCCGAAAAACAAAGAUGAGAACGCUGGAUGGACUAAGAUAUCGGAAACAUGUGAAUCUAUGUCUGUACCAACAAGUAGAAAAAGUGGUCAUGACCCCACUGAAUCUUUAACCACUGUGGAAACUAAUCAAUAUCCUGUUAUUGAUACUUCAACAUCAAAAGAAGCUGCUAGCGCGGUUGCCAAUCACAACACGAAUCUGCCAGAUAAAGAUAUCCAAGCAAAAUUGGAUGCAAUACCAGCAGCUUUAUACAGUAUUGAUAGCAAAGCAAGUUCUUCAGAUUUGAAAAAACUUUUGAAUGCCAACCCUGUUGCUAAUCCUAAACAAUUACCUAAGAAAUUAGGACCUUGCAAUGAAUCCAGAUCUAAUAAAACAAAUAGUAAACCACAUUCAUCGUCUAUUAGUAAUGAUGUUGAUAAUUAUUGUAUGCCUAUCAUAACUUCUACGACGUCUUUAGCUGUGGUUCCAAAUAAGGACCAGGAACAAUCUGGCCUUCAAAAGAGUACAGAUACACCCGCACCAAGAAUUAAAGUGAAGCCAGCUUCUGAGUUGAUGUCUGAAAGAACUUUAAAUUGUCUCAUGAAAGAGCAAUCACCGCCUGUUACAAGCACCAUGAUGGUGAGUCAAAUUGAUAAUGUGUGGCCGCACAACCACUCUGUAAAUGUUUUUGUUCCGAACAUGGGACCGUCGCUGCAUGUCACCAGCCAACCCUUACCAAUAGUUGAAAUGCCACCUCAUAAUACGGGGUCUCCAUCUCUAUAUCAAGUUAUACCUAGUUCUACACAAUCAAACAGUAAUGAUGAUUAUGUUAUAUUGGAUUCCACAGACUUACCGAACACUAAAACAGACUCGCCUUUUAGAUAUUUCAAAGAUUUGUUGCAGAUGCACAGUUUGAUUUUAUGGGAUUCAUGUCAAUUAUUACCCAAAGAAUUUAUUAGUAUUAUCAAAUUCAAAGUUGUAUUUAAACAAGACCAUAAAAAAGAAGAACCGGUUAUGCUUUGUCUCUCGUUUUUAUGUCUUAAGAAUAGUUUUUGUUUGAAGUUUAAAGACAGAAAUCAGCAUAGCCUGGAUAUAAAUAAUAUAUCCGCAAAUUGGCAAUGGGAGCUUCUUCAAAUAUAUCGUGGAGAUGUUAGCAAAAAAGUUUUACAAAAUGCUAGGAAAUUCGGUAAAGAAACGUACGAUUAUACUUACAAUUUCUUUUGUUUGCUCAAUUCGAUCAAGUGUCAUAAGGUUCAUUCAAAUAAUUAAUUUGUUUUGGCAUGAUUGUCCUUUUUUGUAUUAAAAAAAAAAAAACUAAAAUACAAUAAAUGUUAGGUUUCCUGGUCUAGUCAGUUGAAAAUGCGAGACUUUAUUUAAAUUUAAACAUGGUGCGGUUAGGCAAAAUAGAAGCGAAGUCCUUUGCCUGUACUACGUUUUUGUGGGCCACCAAGACAUCUUAUUUUUAGUCUUUUGAUAACUGCAAUCUCUAAGCUCAGUCCCUAGAGGGUUCGGUUGACCUUUCAGCGUAGGUUUUUAUUUCCCAUUAUGUCUUGGCUUCAACAAGUGUGUUGGUGGAUCUCCUCCGUUUUAGGAGCCACUAUUUAGGGUUCGUUGCACGCACAUUGUUCUACUUUUGCUGACGGAGUCUUAUAGUGUUGUGUUGCCUCGUAUUUUAAGCAAUGAAUUGUUUAUGAGUGGUUACCCGGCUUGUUAUCAACGGAUGGAUCCUAGUUAAUUUCCUAUUGGUUUUUGUAAAGGAUAUCUCUUAUUCUUGACAUGUGGUUUCCAUGUUCUAUCGAUGUGAAGCCUAGGCCAUAAGGUCUAUGAGGAUCAUUUGGGGAAAUAUCAGUGCCGGAUCAAGUAGAAGAUCGGUAAAAAGGCCAAAACACGAGAGCGAAGCGAGCAAGCUUUUACAAAAAGGCGAGAGCGAAGCGAGCAAGGAUUGUCCAGCAAUUUUACGACUAAACCUCUUUUCAGAGUUCCGUACCCAAAGGAUCAUUACAGCUUUUGGCGUGAAAUUCGGAGAGUAGGACUCUAUUCAGUGUUUUUGUUUUUUAUCACUUCCUCAAGCUCAAGAACAUUUGUCGAGAGGCCAUUGGUGUUCUUCGUUGGUAGUGAAACUACAAAUAUGUGUCAGUUCGCGGUAAAAGGUACUUUAUGGGUGUUGGCACUUACGACAUUAUGUUUUUUUAGUCUAAGCAAGAUUGUAGAAUUUGUAUCUCCAAAUGACUUAAGCGCCAAAGUCCAUAAGGUACCUUUUGUCAUGAAAUGACACAUAUAAUCUUGCUAAGUGAUCGCACGAGCGCAGAGUACAGACAUUUUGACAGAUGCCUUCGUCCUUUUCGUAAACAGUCUAAUUAGUCUAAAGUUGAAUACCAUAUAUAAAUAAUACCUAUUUAGAUAGGUUAAGUUUAAUAUGUAUGCUUUUUAUUUCAUAUACUUAUUGUCUCUAAGAAACAAACCAGUGUAGUAGUCUUAGUUUAAUGUGUCAUAAUAUCUUCAUAAGCAAUUGAAAGAAACAAUAAGAUAUCUAUGAUUAUAGAAAAGAAAGUCGUGUUAGUUACGCUACUUAUAAUUCAAGAAUGGCUAAGCCGCUUAAGCUGAAAAUUAAAAGGGAGAGCUUAGACUCGGCAGAAGGACAUGUGAGUUUUUAUCACCAUCCAGAUAGGGUAAGCAGUUAUCUCGGGACGAAAUGAUGAAACAGCGAAUGUUAGUAGGUACCCUUAUUGAUAAAAGAAACUCGGGUUUUAAGUUUAUGUCGACUUGUGACGAUAGGCAAUUUCAUAUCCUUAGUUGAUGGUUGUUACGGUUUAUCAGAAGCAAGUCUAACUGCAAGUAAAUAAGUCUUUUUACAGUUGCCAAAAAUAUUCAAACCUGGGGCUGAGUAGUUUUUUUGAUAAUUGUGUUGUUGUGAAUUGAAGUUGGGGGCCUGUGUGCUAAAAAAACAGUAUUUUAACUGUUAUGUCGCACAUUGCUCUUGUUGUGUAGUUUUAAAUUCUACUUCUUGUUGCACUUACCUACUUUUUACAUGUUUGUGACUGAGCAAUCUGUUUUAAGGUGUCCCCACAUUUAUCGAAGAUCUACUCGACUUUCGCCGUCGGUUGGCAUCGUUAGAGCCGAGCCGAUGCGAAUGGUAUUAGUAGCAUCCUUCCUUUUUACGUAGGUAUGGGGCUUUUUUGACCGGUGUUAGCUGAUUCCGCGUCGAUAAAUGUGGGGAGACCCUUACUAAAUUUUCCUUUUUUAUUUUUCAGUAGAACUAAAUUAUAGUUUCCUUUGUAUUGUGUGACAGACUUAGGUUUUGUAAAAAUAGACUGUUGCCUUUGGCUGAAGCAACAAUUAGUGGUAACUAAAUGUUUAUGAUACGGUACUUGUUAUACAAGUAGGUACUUUAAGUUUUAUGUUAUCUGUUCUAUAUCUCUAAAUGUAGUUAGUUACAUAUUUACAAUAUUGUCAAAAGAUACCUAAUAAAGUUCAGAAAAGUUAAAAA